AUGACAACACCAGGUCCCCUACCAGUAAACCAGACUGCCUCUGCCUCUGCCAGUAACCAAUGGGCUCAAGAUGGCACCGCCCAGAUCUCUAGCCAGCUCAAGAGCGGCUACAACCACACGGUGUCCGCUAUUUGGCAAGCCGAACGGCAACUGCAUAAGUCCAUGUUUAUAUACCCAAUUUUCUUGUCCGCCGAUCCAGAGAUGGAAGAGCCUAUUUCGGGUAUCCCCAACCAGUACAUCCGAGGGUUAAACAAGCUGCUGCCCUUCCUAUCCACUUUAGUCGCGAAGGGCCUUCACGCGGUUAUAUUGUUCGGCACACUGCUCAGCACCCACAUAAAAGACAAUGUCGGCUCCAUGGCUGAUAGCGAGAGUGGGCCCAUCAGGCCUGCAAUCCCCAUUAUCCGUCAGGCCUUUCCGGACCUAUAUGUUAUCGCAGAUGUAAGCCUCUGCGAGUACACAGACCACGGGCAUAGCUCCGUCCUGCUUGAAGACGGCUCAGUCGAUAACGAGGCAACGGUCACGCGUGUCUCCGAUAUGGCGCUAUCAUUCGCUCGUGCCGGCGCCCAUUGCGUCGCUCCAUCGGAUAUGAGUGAUGGACGGAUCCGCGCAAUCAAGCUCAAGCUCCUCGAAGCCCGGCUCGAAGGUAAGGUCGCGAUUAUGUCGUAUUCUGCAAAGUAUGCCAGCUGUCUCUAUGGACCUUUCCGCGAGGCCAUCAAAUCCAACCUCGUCACCGACGAGCACAAGCGCUAUCUCUUGCCGCCUCCCGCACGCAAGCUCGCGCACAGGGUCAUGCUCCGCGACAUGCAUGAAGGCGCGGAUAUGAUCAUCGUCAAGCCAGCUUAUGCAGAUAUCAUCAGCGAUGCAAAGGGCAUAGCUAAUGUGCCAGUUGCUGCCAUGCAGGUAUCGGGCGAAUACGCCAUGCUCCACGCAGCUGCGAGUGCUGGUGUCUUUGACCUGAAGACCAUUGCUUUUGAAACGACAGAGGUUAUCGUCCGCGCUGGUGCCGACGCCAUCCUCAGCUAUUUCACUCCAGACUUUCUCGACUGGUUGAGCUGA
Molecule: messenger RNA, 1056 nt
Organism: Nannizzia gypsea CBS 118893
Lineage: Eukaryota; Fungi; Ascomycota; Eurotiomycetes; Onygenales; Arthrodermataceae
Product: delta-aminolevulinic acid dehydratase
Exons: 2
Coding region: 1-1056 (351 amino acids)
Biological process (GO): heme biosynthetic process
Cellular component (GO): cytosol
Molecular function (GO): zinc ion binding; porphobilinogen synthase activity
Source: RefSeq, a predicted model, not a curated record